Messenger RNA from Aureococcus anophagefferens, 564 nucleotides. Its product is annotated as expressed protein. The transcript has a single exon. The record is from RefSeq and is a predicted model, not a curated record. Bases 1 to 564 code for a protein of 187 amino acids. Lineage: Eukaryota; Pelagophyceae; Pelagomonadales; Pelagomonadaceae.
AUGGUCUGCUCUCUGUCUUCAGGUCAUCACGCGAAGGAAUAUGCGCGUGACGGGCAGUACAAAUGUGAGCCCAAAAUCUGCAGCCCCUUGGAAGAGCAGCAUUUCACUCGGAAGGAAUCGCUGGUGGCGAUGAGCUCAGAGAGUCGCAGCCGUCGCAUACGUGUCCCCCGCAACGACAGACGGACGCCGACGCAGCGCCAGGCUCCCAUUCUCCAUGUACUCCAAAACGACGUGAAGAUGACCGUCGUUGCCGUCGAUCGAGCAAAGAUACUUGACGAUGUUCGGGUGGUCGAGCUUGCUCAGAAGCUCAAUCUCGGUGUGUACAGCCUUGAGGUCAGUUCCCUCGAGACUGUCGCGCCCGAACUUCUUUAUCGCGACGAAUGCUCCCGUCUUCCGCUGCCAAGCCUGGUGAACUACCGCACUGCUGCCGCGUCCAAUGACUUCACCCAUUACAUAUUCACCGAACUCCAUUCGUUUCCAAGUGCCGUCGCCGAAUUUUCGGCUCUCGCAGCUCGACUCCAAGCGUUUGUAGGCGGACGACCAGCAGCGGGCGACUCUGAGUAA